AAUUGGUAUUGAAGAGAAGAAAAAAAGUAAUGAAUUAAGUCCAGAAAAUGCAGAAGAUGCAGAAGAUGAUAAAAGUAAUCAUAAUGAGUACUGUGAAUACUAUGAAAGUGAAGAAAGAGACUACAUCAAUGUUUGGAAUUAA
This is a messenger RNA of Racocetra persica, 142 nucleotides long. NCBI's taxonomy places the organism in Eukaryota, Fungi, Glomeromycota, Glomeromycetes, Diversisporales, Gigasporaceae. The record is from the annotation of a GenBank genome assembly.